Striga asiatica is the source of this 1188-nucleotide messenger RNA. Lineage: Eukaryota; Viridiplantae; Streptophyta; Magnoliopsida; Lamiales; Orobanchaceae. The record is from the annotation of a GenBank genome assembly.
AUGGAAGAUCACUACGGAUUGCCGGAUCUGAGGCACCACCUCGCCGCCGCCGGCCGGAGCUUCUACCCAUCCAUCCCCCAGCCGCCGGACUUCCAGGCCGGCCACCCCUACUACGUGCUCAACUUCUGCCCUGACGGCGGAGGGUUCCCAUCUGCCGAGGCCGGCGGCGGCCUGGCCGGGUACGGGGCGGAGAGCGGCGGCGGCGGGAGGUGGCCGAGGCAGGAGACGCUGACUUUGCUUGAGGUCCGGUCGAGGAUGGACGGUAGGUUUAAGGAGGCCAAUCAGAAGGGGCCUUUGUGGGAUGAGGUCUCAAGGAUAAUGUAUGAUGAAUAUGGCUACCAAAGGACAGGAAAAAAAUGCAGGGAGAAAUUCGAAAACCUAUACAAAUACUACAAAAAGACGAAAGGCGGAAAAUCCGGCCGGCCGGACGGCAAACACUACCGUUUUUUCCGGCAGCUCGAGGCCCUUUACGGCGAAAACAACAACAACAACAAUAACAAUAACAACAACUCAUCUGCUUCGGUUUCGGACCAAACCACUUUCGCCGGCCCUAAUUUCCCUUACAACAUUUUCCCCGAGAACAACACAAACUCGUUCAUCCCAAACGAAUCUCACGCCAUUAGCAUCUCGAACAAUUCUUCCGAUUUCGACACGAUAAUCACGUCGGACGACGAAAGCGCGGAGCCCAAUAGGUCGAAAAAGAUUAUGAUGAUGAAAAGCUUCAAGGCGAAGAUCAAAGACUCGGUCGACACCCAAAUGAAGAAAAUGGUUGAGAAGCAAGAGGCGUGGAUGGAGAAAUUGAUGCGAAGAAUCGAGGAGAAUGAAAAAGAACGUAACUUGAGAGAGGAGCAAUGGAGGAAAGAAGAUGCCGAGAGGGUCGAGAGGGAGCAACGGAUAUGGGCCCGCGAGAAAGCUUGGAUCUUGGACCGUGACGCGGCCCUAAUCGAAGCUUUCGGGAAAAUGGCGGGAAAAGCCCGCCAAGAGGAUUGGGAAAGUGGUAAUGUCGCGUCGUCGACGUGGGAUUGCAUUGGGGAUUGUUUUGUGAAGUGUGGUAAGAAAAGAAUGGGCCCGUUUCAUGUUGGGCCCAUCGUUGGGGGACAAGGGCCCGAUCGCGGCAUAAACAUGGCCCGUGAGAAUGUGUCGAACGAAGGGUGUUUUAGGUACUUUAGUGGAGACGUAAAAUAUUGA